GUUAACGUGAGCUUCAAUUAGCCGUCAUGGCUGAGACGGCUCCUUCUGAGAAGAUGGCGUCGCUUAGCGUGCAGGAACAGUCCCCAGUGGCUGAGAAGACUCCUUAUUACAAGAAGCGCAUAGAAGUGUUCGAGCAUUUCUAUGCACGGGAGGUAGCCAAAUUGGAGGCUGCCAAGGCCGCCAAUGAACAAAUUAAGGUGAUCAUGCCUGACGGCAAGGAGAGGCAGGCAGUCAAGGGCGUGACCACGCCGAUGGAUAUCGCCAAGGAGAUCUCUGCCAGCCUUGCGAAGAAGGUCGUUGUGGCGGAGGUGGACGGCCAACCGUGGGACUUGCUCCGCCCGCUCGAUGGCGAUUGUGCGCUUAAGCUGUUCAGCUUUGACGACGCCGAGGGCCGUGACGCUUUCUGGCACAGCUCGGCCCACGUGCUGGGUCAGGUGUUGGAGCUGGAGUUUGGCGUGGACCUGACCAUCGGUCCCUCGCUGGAGGAGGGCUUCUACUAUGACUGCUUCAUGGGCGACCGCACGCUCACGGACUCGGACAAGGGGCGCAUCGAGAAGCGAUAUGAGGCGGCUGUCAAGGAGAGCCAGAAGUUCCAGCGGGUGGUGGUGAGCCGCGAUGAGGCGCUGUCCAUGUUCCAGGAGAACAAGUUCAAGAUCGAGAUCAUCCAGGGCCUGCCCGCCGACGCCACCAUCACCCUAUACCGCGUGGGCCCCAUGGUGGACCUCUGCUCCGGCCCCCACCUGCCCUCCACCUCCUACCUCAAGGCGGCAGCAGUCACCUCCAUGUCGCGCGCCUUCUGGCGUGGUGACGUGAAGCGCGAGCCGCUGCAGCGCGUGUACGGCAUCACCUUCCCCGAGCCCAAGCUGCUCAAGGAGUACCAGCACCGCAUCGAGGAGGCCAAGAAGCGCGACCACCGCGUGCUGGGCGUGCAGCAGGAGCUGUUCUUCUUCCACCCGCUGUCCCCCGGCAGCUGCUUCUUCCUGCCGCACGGAGCGCGCAUCUACAACACCCUCAUGGCCUUCAUCCGCGAGAAGUACUGGCAGUACGAGUACGAGGAGGUGAUCACGCCCAACAUCUACAACUUCGACCUGUGGCGCACCUCGGGACACGCGGACCACUACCGCGAGAACAUGUUUGCGUUCGAGAUCGAGAAGGCGGAGUUCGGGCUCAAGCCCAUGAACUGCCCGGGCCACUGCCUCAUGUUCGCCAACCGCACCCGCUCCUACCGCGAGCUGCCCCUGCGCCUCGCCGACUUUGGCGUGCUGCACCGCAACGAGUUCAGCGGCGCGCUGCAGGGCCUCACGCGCGUGCGCCGCUUCCAACAGGACGACGCGCACAUCUUCUGCCGGCCUGACCAGGUGAUGGCCGAGGUGCAGGGCUUCCUGAAGCUGCUGGGUGAGGUGUACGACGUGUUCGGGCUGGACUACACCAUGGCGCUGUCCACGCGGCCGGAGGGCUACCUGGGCGAUAUCGAGCUGUGGAACAAGGCGGAGGCGGCGCUGACGGAUGCGCUGGACUCCACGGGCAGGCCCUGGGUGCUGAACCCCGGCGACGGCGCCUUCUACGGCCCCAAGAUCGACAUCACGGUGUACGACGCGCUGCGCCGCCGCUUCCAGUGCGCCACCGUGCAGCUGGACUUCCAGCUGCCCAUCCGCUUCGGCCUGGAGUACGCCUCCGAGAGCGGCACCCUGGAGCGCCCCGUCAUCGUGCACCGCGCAGUGCUGGGCAGCGUGGAGCGCAUGUUCGCCAUCCUCACAGAGCACUUUGCGGGCAAGUGGCCCUUCUGGAUCAACCCGCGACAGGUGAUGGUGGUGCCCAUCAGUGAGAACAGCGCCGAGUACGCGUUCGACGUGCGGCGGGAGCUGCGGGCGGCGGGGCUGCAUGUGGAUGUGGACGCGAGCGACCGCAAGAUGCAGAAGAAGGUCCGCGAGGCCCAGCUGGCUCAGUACAACUACAUCCUGGUGGUGGGUGAGGCGGAGAAGACCGCGCAGACCGUCAACGUGCGCACGCGCGACAACGUGGUGCACGGCAUGUUCAAGCUGGCGGACGUGCGGGACCUGAUGGUGCUGGAGCGGGACACACGCUCCAAGGAGAGCGCGCUCAGCGGCAAGGGGC
This is a messenger RNA of Astrephomene gubernaculifera, 2115 nucleotides long. The record is from the annotation of a GenBank genome assembly. NCBI's taxonomy places the organism in Eukaryota, Viridiplantae, Chlorophyta, Chlorophyceae, Chlamydomonadales, Astrephomenaceae.